Molecule: messenger RNA, 3885 nt
Organism: Suillus subalutaceus
Lineage: Eukaryota; Fungi; Basidiomycota; Agaricomycetes; Boletales; Suillaceae
Exons: 13
Coding region: 1-3885 (1294 amino acids)
Source: RefSeq, a predicted model, not a curated record
AUGGAUUACCUUGAGAUCUUUGAGCCGCGGUUGAAAUUUGAGGACAAAGCGCACGGGGUCAACAAGACUUGGAUGGGGUGCUUCACCAAAGACUCCGCUAUCGCGUUGAGGCUCCACAAGGCUGGUGUACCUGUGUGGUUGAUACGAGAUGUCAGGCUCGUCGAUGAUAAGAUUAACAUCCGCCAAGUCAUUCCCUUCACUCCUGCCGACCUUGUGUUUGGGAUGUACCUCCAUCCCAUUAAGAACUUCGCUCAACCUUUCGAUAUCCAUUACAAGGGUCCAAGUGAUCAUCAACGCCAGGCUGCGGUUCGUCAACCGUACCUUACUUUUGAAGAGAUCCCUAUGGAUCAAACCGAAGUCAAUCGCUUUGCAGCUUCCAGAGAGCCGUCAUCGGGUAAAGCGCCCACCAAGACCACGAAAAAUAAGUCCGCAGUAUAUGAACCGACCGCUCUGCGCCAGAACCAGUCUCAAGUUGGACGUGACAAAUGGUGCGACGUGGCUCACCCGUUCAUGCCCAACAUCAACACCUUCUUCGCAUCGGCUAUGACUCACGCGGACAAAGAUUUGAGUCGUGUCAAGCCAACCCACGCAAGAAUGGAUGAGGGAUACAGGCUCCCCGACCCUGGAUUAUUUGUCAACGUCCUUUCCUCGCAGUCUCUGAAGAAAUAUCUCGCUAACUGGUUGGCAUGCCGUGAGUCGUGGCUGAGGCAUGUUUAUAUGUCGCCUCCAUCUCCGCUCCCUCGGUCCCAAAGCUGGCGUGAUCUAUUGAUCACGCAGCCAACAACACCACAGCCCUCGUCGUCAAGUGGUCAGAUGCCAUCAGGCAAGACUGGCAAGUCCAAAGCCAAACUCGACCUGUUCUUUGGAGAUGAAUUAUCGCUCCUACGCCAGUUUUGGACUGGAUCCCAGAUGUUGCAAUGGAGGGGUCAGAAAAUCGAAGCAGCGACGCUCGAGAAUCCGCCGCAUCGUCUCAUUCAACAGAUCAUAUACGAGAUUUGCGAGCAAAGCUUCCGAUACGACCUUCUGGAACUCGAUGAACAUCUUGCCGGUCAUAUGCGGCUGGAUCGGGAGGCGAAGAAGCGUCGCAUGGAGUUGCUCCGUGGAAUUUUUCCCCAGCAUGCCCUCAGCAUGUGGGAUAAGGAUUUUUCGACUCGGAAUGAUGGACUUAAUGCUGAGUCUUUCCAGGAUGCUCUUCCAUAUUUCGAGAAUUUUCGUCAAGUGUUGAUCGCAUGGGACGGUCCUCCUCCAGUUCUAGUACUUCCGGGUAGGCGGUAUUUCGCCCAACAAACUGCUUCCAAUUCCAAUCCUCGGCUUGAUGUCCCACCUCCUGAUCCGAAUGACCAGGACAGGCCUUCGUUUUAUGACGAUGUCCACUUCUUUUCCGAUCCCUCCGCUCCUCGAUCCCUCCGCUCCAAUGGGCGGCAGAAAAAAUUCAAUCAGUGGCAACGCUGGUCAAACGAAGUGAUUCCUUCACUAAUCGGUCCAUACCUCACAUAUCAAUACAAAUCUUCUUCGCUCCGUCAUCGGCCUGCACUUCAAAAUGAUCCUGUCGAGUGUACGGCUUCAUGCCACAGGAGGACUUUAGAAGUGACUUGUGUUUUUUUCAAUUAUUUAGAGGUUUUGAACAUUGACUGCUGCCCCUGCGCACCCGCACCCCUUCAACUUCUUAAGUUGGGGCUAUUUGCAUGUGCACCCAUAGCUCCAUCUCUUGCUGUUGACCUACGUGUACUAGAGCUCGUUAGGACUCUUUUUGUACGGAUCACCCCCAAUACAACAGCCUGGUGUGAAGCAUUGGAAGUUUUUCUAACAGCUCGGGGUUACAAACUUUCUACCAAGGACAAUCUUCGCCGCCGCUUCAGUAACGCGUAUCAUUGGUACUCAGUCCUUGUGAUGAAUGCUGGAGACCACGUAUACAGCCUCAUUUCACAACAUCUUCCUUCGCGUUCUUUGGGGGACGAAGUCUUGCCCGCACAACCAAGCGAUUAUCUCCGUUCACGUUGUCCAGUUUGUUUUGGAAUGCAGGAUUGGCAAAAGGAUCACGGUUCGCGUCUCAAGCUAGAUUGCCAUGUAUGCAUCGAUGCAUGCUUCACACAGAAACGGUCAGCCAAUUCACGUGGGGCCGAUGGCCUAGAUCCGCCAAACCCAACACGAUCAGUUUUCAUUUCGGACGAAGAGGUCGCACGGAUGGAAGCUCACGUACUUGCCUGUCGAGGCUCCCUACCUGGUCGUGGAACAAAACGCAAGAAGCCAGGAAGGGAAUCUUUUCUUGCUGCCGACGAAAAACGAGAGAAAGCUAGCACCCGUUUCUUCGCCGAUACGGGAAUCAUGGCCUUACUUUGUCGUCAUGAUUGUGUCUUAUGGUUGCUCUUCGAACAUCUUCCGCCAACCAUGACCGUCGGUAUCUUGUAUGAUAUUGCAUGUCAGCUCGAGCGUAGUUGUCUUAAAUACCAACUUCUCGAGCAAGGUAUUCUCUCACGUAUCGUCUUUUCUAUAUCCGUAUUUCACGCGUACGGACAUCAGUGGCCUUGUCAGCUUAUUUAUCACCCUCGCAAAUGUGAAGGGUUUGGACUUUCUGACGGAGAGGGCUGUGAGCGCCUGUGGAGCGCUCUCAAGAUGUUGAUCCCCCCCUUGCGGGUCUCUGGGUACCACCAACGGCUUUUUGUGCUGAAUGCGCAAACAAAGAAGAGCAGUGCAGAACAUGUGCUUCGACAACUCUCUGUAGAUGAAGCUAAUAUACGCCCGGAAUGGAGGGCUCAGGUCGAGCACCAACGAAACCAUUAUCCAAAAGGGAGAUCAAAAACCAACAAUGACGAGCAAAUAUCGAAGAUUUUGACCCUCGAGCGAACACUCAGUAACCUGGACGAUUCCGUUCGUGCUCUUGAGAUGCAGCUCUGUGCUGGCAACACUCUUAACAAUGUUGACUUCAACCUUCGACUUGCAGACGAACGCACCCACCGGUCCAAAGUUGCUGAUACUCUGCGACGAUGGAAGGCAUCCCUUGGCAUCGGGCAACUUAACGAUCUUCAACAACUCCGACGUAGUAUAUUCCUUCAAAUUCGUCUUGAUGCGCAAGCUGUCAAGGCACGCCUUCGUGAACGUCUGCGCCAGCGCAAAUUUGAAAUUGAGAGGUUUGAACGGUCGUACCGUCAGACAGUAAAUGAGCACAAGCUUCAUGUGCAUGCAGAAGCUUCAAUUCAACGGCGCAACCCUACCAUACGAAAGCUCGUCACAACUUACAACAACCUCUGUGGUAAACUAAUUGACUUAAUUCGACGAGGCGAGGCUCCUGCCGGUGCGAUAGCGCCUCAUUCUAUCUCUCCGACUGGUAUCUUUCAGCUUGACGUAGAUGAUGACAUCUGGCAAGAUGUUGGACUUGACGGCAAUGACAUGGCCCCACCUGCCUGGCUAGCGGAUGAAAAUAUGCGCGCAGCAAUUAAGUUUCAACUUGAGGUAGACCGGUGCAAUGAGGAAAGGGCUCGUAUCAUGCGAGAACGUUGUGUUCUCCAGGAGUGGAUGAUGGCUGAGUGGGAUGCCUUGCAGGAGGCUCGCACUCGUGCAGAAGAAAAUGAAGAUCUCUGCUUUCAUUUCGACCUCCGUGCUCGCUUGUUGAGUGGUCUUGUUGUGCAUUGGCAAUCUCGAGUUCGUCCUAUCCCUUGUGCUUGGCCAUUGCCUGACUCAUGGGGCCCCACCCCGAAUGACCUUGCUGAGGCUGCUAAUAUGUAUUAUCAACCAAGCUGUCUUGAUGGCACAGCUGCUGUGUAUGAUUCUGAGAAUGACUGGGAGUCUGAUGAGGAGAGGGAGAAUGAUGAAUUGAUAGAUGAAUUGGAGGAAGCUGCAUUGGCUGGAGCAUAUAUAGAUCUUGACUCGGAUUCAUAUGAUAUAUAG